Sorex fumeus (smoky shrew) is the source of this 954-nucleotide messenger RNA. Its product is annotated as olfactory receptor 13C4. Gene Ontology annotation, cellular component: membrane. Lineage: Eukaryota; Metazoa; Chordata; Mammalia; Eulipotyphla; Soricidae. The transcript has a single exon. The record is from RefSeq and is a predicted model, not a curated record. Gene Ontology annotation, biological process: G protein-coupled receptor signaling pathway. Bases 1 to 954 code for a protein of 317 amino acids. Gene Ontology annotation, molecular function: olfactory receptor activity; G protein-coupled receptor activity.
AUGGAUAGGAUAAAUAAUACAUUUGUGAAAGAAUUCAUACUUCUGGGACUCUCUGGUUACCCCCAAAUGGAGAUUAUUUUCUUUGUUGUAAUUUUAGUUAUGUAUCUAGUAAUUCUAAUUGGCAACGGUGUUCUGAUCAUAGCAAGUGUCUUUGAUUCCCGCCUUCACACCCCCAUGUAUUUCUUCCUUGGCAACCUCUCUUUUCUGGAUAUCUGUUAUACAUCUUCUUCUGUUCCGUCUACCUUGAUGAGCUUAAUCUCAAAGAAAAGAAACAUUUCCUUCUCUGGAUGUGCAGUGCAAAUGUUCCUUGGAUUUGCAAUGGGGUCAACAGAGUGUUUCCUCCUUGGCAUGAUGGCUUUUGAUCGCUAUGUGGCCAUCUGUAAUCCUCUGAGAUACCCCAUCAUUAUGAGCAAGAUGGUGUAUGUACUGAUGGCUUCUGUGUCUUGGCUCUCUGGUGGAAUCAAUUCAAUUGUGCAAACAUCUCUUGCCAUGCAAUUACCUUUCUGUGGGAAGAAUAUUAUCAAUCAUUUUAUAUGUGAAAUAUUAGCAGUCCUCAAUCUUGCUUGUGCUGAUAUAUCUCUCAAUAUUAUCACCAUGGUGAUAUCAAAUAUGGUAUUUCUGAUUCUUCCACUGACAGUCAUCUUUUUCUCCUAUAUUUUUAUCCUCUACACCAUCUUGAGAAUGAACUCAGCCACUGGAAGACGCAAGGCCUUUUCUACUUGCUCAGCACAUCUGACUGUAGUCAUCAUAUUUUAUGGUACCAUACUCUUUAUGUAUGUCAAACCCAAGUCUCAAGAACAAUUUGGAAAGGACAGUUUGCAAGCUAGGGAAGGAUUGAUUUCUGUGUUUUAUGGGGUACUGACACCUAUGCUAAAUCCUAUCAUUUAUAGCUUAAGAAAUAAGGAUGUAAAAGCUGCUGUGAAAUAUUUGUUGGUUCGGAAAUCUGUUAACUAA